Cyphellophora europaea CBS 101466 is the source of this 609-nucleotide messenger RNA. RefSeq lists its product as uncharacterized. Lineage: Eukaryota; Fungi; Ascomycota; Eurotiomycetes; Chaetothyriales; Cyphellophoraceae. The record is from RefSeq and is a predicted model, not a curated record. The transcript has a single exon. The coding region runs from base 1 to 609 and encodes 202 amino acids.
AUGAAGGCAUCCCUGGCCAAAGGCCCUGCCAGGCCGCUGGCCGCCUUGAUUAAAAUCACGCCGUCGCCAAACUCGACUAUCUAUACCACGGCUGUCCUAUCCAAGCUCAGGACCUUUGGCGAAGUUAUUGAGUUCAAGAAGCUCGACGGCCAGGAGAGAACCACGGCGGGCAAAAUCUACCAUGCCCGCUUUAGCUCCCAACAGAGCCUGAACAAGGCACUGGACGCCAGCCCGCUCACCGUCGACGUCGGCACGGUCGACGCUCCUCAUCCGCAGACGCUGGAUCCGUACAACGCCUUUGGACUCCAGGACCGACGGCAAAUCACGCCCGCCUCCUUCACCUGCACUGUCACACCACGGACGGAGCUCCCCGUGAACACCGCGGCCCAACAACGCCUGAUCCAACACAGUGGCACCAAGGCCCUCUACGACAGCCUGCUCGAGUGUGGCGCUCCCAUGAACCAAAUAGCGGGGUUCUCGAUGAAACCUGCUUCGGCGGCGGCGGAGGUAGCUGGCGUGGACGAGCAGCGCGAACGAGCAAGCGUGGGACGCGAGCCGUUGAAGCUCAUGGAUCUCUACCGCGAUGCACUGAGCAAGAGGAGUCAGUGA